AUUACACAGUCUGGCAACCUAAAAUUUGCAUGGACGGAAUGCUUUCGGCGUUUCGGCUUUCGCGCUCCUCCGGGCAGCUGUUCGUUCUGUACGGCGAAGAAACUUCGGUGUUUAAUAGCUUUUAGGGAUUCCUGUGGAAACGACUAGGAUGCCCAUACAAAUAUCGAUAUGGCGACAGCUGUGCCGGCCUGUCAGUGACCUCGGAAGAAGAGGCAUCAGCAGCAGUAGUGACAAGCCGAAAAGGGUCGUCGUCACCGGUCUGGGCAUGGUCACGCCCUUGGGGGCUGACGCCAAGACCUCGUGGAGCCAGCUUAUACAGUCACAGAGCGGCAUAAGCCGGCUGGGAAAAGAGUUCGACGGUAUUCCCUCCAAGAUAGCAGGCCGUGUUCCUACCGAUUCUUCUCAAAACCCGUCACCGUUUGACGUACAUAAAUUCGUUUCCAAGUCGGAGCUGCGUAACAUCUCAAUGGCAGCUGCGUACGCCCUCGCUGCAGCGAAAGAAGCGCUAGAUGACGCCCAGUGGCACCCGGAUUCGGACGCUGACUGCAGAGCAACGGGAGUAGCAAUCGGCAAUUGCAUGUGUGACCUGGAAUAUGUUAUCGACACCGGGAUGGCGUUAAGGGAACAGGGCUUCAAAAAACUUAGCCCGUUUUUUGUUCCAAGGAUUCUUACGAACAUGCCGUCUGGGCUUGUCAGUAUUCAGCACAAGUUGAAAGGCCCCAAUCAUUCGGUUGCGACGGCGUGUGCGACGGGCGUGCAUGCCAUAGGCGAUGCGUUCAGCUUUAUACAGCGCGGGUACGCCGACGUCAUGGUCUGUGGUGGCACAGAGGCUAGCGUGUCGCCCAUCAGCGUUGCUGCCUUUGCAAGGAUGAAAGCUCUCAGCACCGCCGAGGACCCUGCCACGGCGUCGAGACCUUUCGACAAGAACAGGGACGGCUUUGUUGUAGCCGAAGGGUGUAGUAUUCUCAUUCUGGAAGAACUGGAGCAUGCGAUUGCCAGAGGAGCAAAGAUUUACGCCGAGGUUCUAGGAUACGGGCUCUCAGGGGAUGCUUUUCAUAUCACGGCAGCCGCCAAUGACGGCGCAGGUGCGUUCGCCUGCAUGGAGUCCGCACUGAGAAACGCUCGUGUCAACGUCCAGGAGGUUGGUUACGUGAACGCUCACGCCACGUCGACGCCGAUUGGGGAUGCCGCUGAAGCGGCAGCGAUCCGCCGCCUACUAGGCGACAACUUUAGCAAAGUGGCUGUGUCCGCUACCAAAGGCUCCACAGGUCACCUCUUGGGAGCAGCCGGCGCCACGGAAAGUGCAUUCACGGUACUCGCUGUUCGCGAUGGAGUGAUUCCACCUACGCUAAACCUCGAAUGCCCAGAUGUCGGUGCCGAUCUCAACUUUGUUACUCAUCAGUCAGCACCUUGGAGAACUGAGAACGCGACUAGAAGGGUUGCGAUUAAGAACUCUUUCGGGUUUGGGGGCACGAACGGUUCGCUUGUUAUAGCAGAGUACAGAAAAUGACACCGUUUGUCCUAUUAUAUUUUAGUGUGCCGAAUACAGUCUGUUGUAAAAUACGCAUUAUUAAAAACAAGCAUGUUUACAAAGCUGUUGGUCCGGAGAAUAUUAAAUAUUCGAAGGACUCGUUAGUGAAAACAUCGAUGUUUUGCAAGCAGAUCUUUAUUGCAGGCGUGUUUUCGCUGGCGCUGUCGUGCUACCACGAUAUCGACGGACAUGCGCAGCCAGCACCUAGAGGUAGUGUGCAAACCACACCGUGAUGCAUACGGUGCAUACACUGCACGGUCUUGAGCGGAAUUAAAUGGACAGGAAAUGCCCGAGGUAAAUCUAAACCUUUUUUUUUUUUUUUCGGCACUGACGAUACUCCGACGGUUUUCCUUCGGUAUCAUAUAGUGCGCCAUCGAUCGAGAUGCAGCGCAGUUUGCGGUGCUUAAACGCCAGUUUUAAGAUGGACACCUUCAGCGUAACGCUGAUUCUUGCUAUCGGUUCCAAUGGGGCUCAACUGACAAUUUUUUUACCCCACUCACUAGGGACGCAUUCGAGCCCGAUCGGGAUCAGAUUUCUCGAUCGCGAUUGGCUCUUUUGCGCGAGCUGCAGAAUGCUGCCAAUGGCAGUCGAGGAAUUCGAUCCCGAUCGUGCUUGAUAGCGAUCAAAAAUGCCCCGUGUGACUAUGACGGUGAUCGUUAAAUAAACGAAACGAAUUUGUGUUAGCAGUGAGAAGCUUGAUUCUGGAAUUGAGUCUACCAACUGUUAUAAUGUUACUGUCGAACCCGAAUAUAUCAAAUCUGAAGGGGAUCACAAAAAAGCUAGAUAUAUAGGUAAUUUGAUAUGUAAAAUAAAAA
Messenger RNA from Dermacentor silvarum, 2346 nucleotides. RefSeq names its product 3-oxoacyl-[acyl-carrier-protein] synthase, mitochondrial-like. Gene Ontology annotation, molecular function: 3-oxoacyl-[acyl-carrier-protein] synthase activity. Gene Ontology annotation, biological process: fatty acid biosynthetic process. Bases 149 to 1510 code for a protein of 453 amino acids. The record is from RefSeq and is a predicted model, not a curated record. Lineage: Eukaryota; Metazoa; Arthropoda; Arachnida; Ixodida; Ixodidae. The transcript is spliced from 2 exons.